Messenger RNA from Cladocopium goreaui, 429 nucleotides. NCBI's taxonomy places the organism in Eukaryota, Dinophyceae, Suessiales, Symbiodiniaceae. The record is from the annotation of a GenBank genome assembly.
AUGGCUGCGGAGUUGCAGGAUGAUUCUGGUUCACCACAGCGCAGUGCAAGCAGCGAAAAGGGCUUAAUGGUCGUGGAUUUAGCAUUAGAACUUCACCGACGGGCCAAGGUCUUUGCUUUGGCAGGGGACACCUUGCGGGCCAAGCAGUUAAUUGAGAGCUGCAUUGAACAGAUGGGAAGCGCCACUGUGUCCUUUCCACAUGGCUCUCGGAUUCUACAACUCUGCGAGACCUUGUUGGAGGCAUGGAACACGGAGGGCGUGGUAUUACAGGCCGAAGAGAACGACUUGGUGGCAGAGCUGGAGCGUAGCGUCACGGAGGCAUUACGCCAGGUUCCAGUGUUGAAAGUUCUUCGGCUGGAAAACCAUUUGUCCCUGCAAGGCAAUAAGGGCAAAUGCCCUUCGGGGGGCCACGCUCUUCUCCUCGCUUAG